Molecule: messenger RNA, 1600 nt
Organism: Gekko japonicus
Lineage: Eukaryota; Metazoa; Chordata; Lepidosauria; Squamata; Gekkonidae
Gene: FARSA
Product: phenylalanyl-tRNA synthetase alpha subunit
Exons: 13
Coding region: 1-1584 (527 amino acids)
Biological process (GO): phenylalanyl-tRNA aminoacylation
Cellular component (GO): cytosol; phenylalanine-tRNA ligase complex; cytoplasm
Molecular function (GO): phenylalanine-tRNA ligase activity; tRNA binding; ATP binding
Source: RefSeq, a predicted model, not a curated record
AUGAAUUCGGAGACAAGCCAGGCUGCCCCAGAGCUGGACCUCCUGAUGGCACCUGCCGAGACACAAGGCGGGUCAUGUGACAGACGAUACGCUAGACGUCACUUCCGUUGCGGCCCCAAGCACCGGAAGUGCCUGUCAGAGGCCGCCGGGAACAUGUCGCCGACCAUGGGGACGGAGGCGGCGGCGCCCGGUUCGGCGGCCGAGCUGCUCUUGCAGCGGCUGGAUCUGGCAGGAGCCUCCGCCGAAGCCGGCAUCUGCAGCCUGGAGGCGGCCGCGGCGCUCGGCCUGGAUCACCAAGUGCUGGUCGGGGCGGUGAAGAGCCUGCAGGCGCUGGGGGAGGUGAUUGAGGCUGAACAGCGGACGUCCAAGAAGUGGGAACUGACGCCUGAAGGCGAAGAAGUUGUCCGCGAAGGGAGCCACGAAGUCCGGGUCUUCAACAGCAUCCCCCUUGAGGGUUUGGCCCAGAGUGAGCUGAUGAAACUGCCCUGUGGAAAGGUUGGAUUCAGCAAAGCCAUGUCCAACAAGUGGAUCCAGCUGGAUAAGAGUGCAGAGGGAGGGCCCUGUGUCUUCCGAGCGGUGGAGAGCGUGGAGGAUGCGGUGAGGGAAAAACUGUUUCAGGUGCAGCGGGGGGAGGCCGACGGUCUGGAGGAGAAAGACAAGAGCGAACUGAAGAAGCGCAAGCUCCUGGCUGAAGUGACUAUGAAGACGUACUGGAUCAGAAAAGGCAGUGCUUUUAGUACCACCGUCACCAAGCAGGAAACAGACCUUACGCCGGAGAUGAUUGCCAGUGGCUCCUGGAAAGACUUGAAGUUCAAGGCGUAUAACUUUGAGGCCCUGGGCAUCAUGCCCGAAAGCGGUCAUCUCCACCCGCUGCUGAAAGUCCGCAGCCAGUUCCGGCAGAUCUUCCUCGAAAUGGGUUUUACAGAAAUGCCUACCAAUAACUUCAUUGAGAGCUCCUUCUGGAACUUUGACGCCCUUUUCCAGCCGCAGCAGCAUCCAGCCCGGGACCAGCACGACACCUUCUUCCUUAAGGAUCCUGCCGAAGCCACUGAUUUCCCUAUGGAUUAUCUAAAGAGGGUCAAGCGGGUUCACUCCCAAGGAGGCUAUGGAUCCCAGGGGUACAAGUACGAUUGGAAGCUGGAAGAGGCCCGGAAGAAUCUGCUUCGGACACACACCACGGCUGUCAGUGCGCGCAUGCUCUAUCAGCUGGCACAGCAGGAGAAGUUCACCCCCGCCAAAUACUUCUCCAUCGACCGAGUCUUUAGGAACGAGACCCUGGAUGCUACCCACUUGGCCGAGUUCCACCAGAUCGAAGGGGUGGUGGCAGACUAUGGCUUGACGCUGGGAGACCUGAUGGGUGUCCUGAAAGAGUUUUUCACCAAGCUGGGGAUUACACAGUUGCGGUUCAAGCCUGCUUACAACCCUUACACGGAGCCCAGCAUGGAGGUGUUCAGCUACCACCAGGGCUUGAGGAAGUGGGUGGAGGUGGGAAACUCUGGAGUCUUCCGCCCAGAGAUGCUGCUACCGAUGGGCCUGCCAGAGGGGGUGUCCGUCAUUGCCUGGGGGCUGUCUCUGGAACGGUGAGUGUCUCAGGGCCCCG